GGAAGAGGAAGAGGAAGUCGGAGAGGGCGACAACGCAGCGGCGCGGCACCUAUUGUACGCGCAACCGUUAGUUUCGCUUGCUUGGAGAGGAGUGGGGGAGAGGGAGAGGGAGACGCGCGCCGCCACAGCUUGUGGUUUGGGAAGAGGCAGUCGCCACCAUGCAGUGCGCAAUCUCGGGACAGACCCCGGAGACCCCGGUGGUGUCGAAGAAGUCGGGGCACAUCUACGAGAAACGGCUCAUCGUCAAGUACAUCGAUGCCGAGGGAAAGUGCCCCGCAACCGGGGAGGAGCUCACGGCGGACGACCUGCUGGAUGUGCGAUCGGAGGGGGCCGUCAAGCCCAGGCCCGCCGAGGCCGCCUCUAUCCCCGGUCUCUUGUCUUUCCUGCAGAACGAGUGGGACGACCUGAUGCUUGAGACGUACACCCUGAAGCAACACCUCAAUCAGACGAGGCAGGAGCUGAGCCAAUCGUUGUACCAGAACGACGCGGCGUGUCGGGUGAUCGCGCGUCUGCAUCGCGAAAGGGACGAAGCGCUGGCGCAGGUGCAGGCACAGAGGACCGCCCUGGCGCAGGCGCAGGCGGCAGCCCCGGCAGCGGCAGCGGCUGUGGAAGAGAUGCAGACGGAGGAUGACGGGGAGGAGGGAAUCUCGCCCUCCGUACACGCGCAGAUGCAGGCUAAGUGGAAGGAGCUCUCCAAGAAGAGGAAGAAGAGGGCCAUGCCGGACGACCUGGCCUCUCAGGAGACCGUGUCGGCGUGGGGCGAGGUGUCGAGGAACACCCUCCACAAGACAAGCCCCAAGGGCAUCACGUGCCUCGACCUCCACCCGUCCAAACCGAACUUGGUGCUCACCGGUGGCGUAGACAAGACGGCCAUCGUCUUCGACCGGGACACGCAGGCGCAGGUGGCGACGCUCUCCGGUCACACCAAGAGAAUCACGGACGCGUGCUUCCACCCCACUCGGGAGCUGCUGCUCACGUCCUCGGCGGACAAGACCGCUCGCGUGUGGCAAGCCCAGGCGGAAGGGGACGGGGGCGGGUACAAGGCUGUCCACGUGCUGGACGACCACGACGGGGAGGUGGUGGGCGCCACGGUGCACGCCACGGGAGACUUCAUGGCCACGGCGUCGAAGGACAAGAGCUGGGCGUUCUACGACAUCAACAGGGGGAGGUUGUUGAAGCACGUCAAGAAUGACGAGUACUCCGAGGGGUACAACUGCGUCCGCUUCCACCCGGACGGCCUCAUCCUGGGUACCGGAACUGGUGACGCGCUCGUGCGCAUCUGGGACAUGAAGCAGGCGGCCAACGUGGCCAACUUCAAGGGCCACGAGGGAGGGGUGAACGCUCUGGCCUUCAGCGAGAACGGUUACUACAUGGCCUCGGCGGGUGAGGAUGGCUACGCGCGCCUGUGGGACCUCCGCAAGCUCACCAACUUCGACAACCUGACCAUCGGCGACGGGGCGGCGCACUCGGUAGCGUUCGACUUCUCGGGGUCCUACCUCGCGGCGGGCGGGAAGAAGCGCACUAAGGUGUUUGCGGUUAAGACCUGGGGAGAGCUGGCUACUUACGGCGACUACGGCGGGUCAGUGACGGGCGUCAAGUUCGGCAAGAGCGCGAGCUUCUUGGCCACAUCUUCGAUGGACAGGACGCUGCGUUUCUACGGCACCGCGUAACAAGCGUCCGCUGCUAGCUAUGGCAUCAGCACCGUGGACAGAGUCUACAGAGAGAAUACAUGGGCGGCGCGGUUGUGUAGGCAUUGGGGGGGAAGCGGGGGUGCCACGUGUUGGGCGAAAAGUAACUGUAGGAAGGUUCGCGUACAGCACGACUGGCUCCACUGACGGCUCCAGCGUUGUGGAUUGUGUACGUCUUGUUACGUCCCUGAUGUGGGUAUAAGGACCAAUCUGAGGAUUAGUUGGGGAUAAUUUACGCGCCUACGAGGUUGGCGUUCUUUCCUCGUGGCGCGAGCCAUGUUAUUGUUUUGUUAUGCCGUAUUUGGCGUCUUGUUGUUGGCUUGUUUCUCGUUUUUUUCGACGCGAGAGGUACAAAGUAGAGUAGGCCCCCGACGAGUCGUUCCUUUUGAGCGACUGCUCGGAAUAAGCGCGCAUUGCCGCAAGGCGAAACGUGUAUUUGUAGCUCAAAAGUUGACUAAGUGAGGAAUGAGGAAGACGUCCUGCGACUAGGUUGGUUCUCAGGGACUCUUGGGGUUCGGCAAAUGGCGAUUGCGUUUGACACAGGGCAGUGAGGGUUCCAAGGUUUCGAGGAGGGAACAAGAGACGAGAGAGGCGAGACGCCCCGUUCCUUGUGAGCCUCCUUGUGAGCCUCCUCCCUUUCAUCAAAUCUACUGCGAGGUCAAUGAUCGUAACAACUAGGGCAUGCAAAAACUUGAGUACGCCCGCCAUCAACUGCACUAUAUGUCGUAUGCAUAAAACUUACAAAAGGCGAGCUUUGUGAUUCUCGUAUCCGCGUUUUGAGUGGAGACCGACGUGGGCGGGCUACAGGGACUGGAAGCAGGCAUGAUGCUUCGAAAACGACCGUACAAUCAAACGUGCUGUUAGCGAUCGAGCAGCGCCACACAAAUCACCGUAAAGUUCGGCGCGCGUCUCUGGUGGUGUGUUUUCUAUGCCGAAGAUAACUUUGCAAGUCCGUAGCCAGGGAACUUAUUCUGCCGUGCGUCUACCUGCGGUUAGGUUCGAGGGUAGAGAGGUCUGCCC
Messenger RNA from Ectocarpus sp. CCAP 1310/34, 2708 nucleotides. The record is from the annotation of a GenBank genome assembly. Lineage: Eukaryota; Phaeophyceae; Ectocarpales; Ectocarpaceae.